AUGCCCAGCACAACAGCAAGCACCAACAACACAGCCCACGCAAGGAGAACUGUGAAGCAGUUACGAUUCGAAGCCUCCACUGGAAGAAGAAAGGUUUCAACAGCAUCAGCGGACCUCAUGUCUUACUGUGAGGAGCAUGCCAGGAGUGCCUCUUUGCUGACAAGGAUACCAACUUCAGAAAAACCUUUUCAAGGAUAA
This is a messenger RNA of Diceros bicornis minor, 198 nucleotides long. RefSeq names its product guanine nucleotide-binding protein G(I)/G(S)/G(O) subunit gamma-12-like. Gene Ontology annotation, molecular function: G-protein beta-subunit binding. NCBI's taxonomy places the organism in Eukaryota, Metazoa, Chordata, Mammalia, Perissodactyla, Rhinocerotidae. Bases 1 to 198 code for a protein of 65 amino acids. The transcript has a single exon. Gene Ontology annotation, biological process: G protein-coupled receptor signaling pathway. The record is from RefSeq and is a predicted model, not a curated record. Gene Ontology annotation, cellular component: heterotrimeric G-protein complex.